AUGAAUGAUCCAAAACAUUUUCAUAAGCUUUAGGAAUAGUUUCUCCAAGACUAUUCGAAGAGACUAGAGUCACAAAGUCAAUACAUCUUAUUUACUUGUUUCCACUAACCUUCACCACACAAAGAAGACUUGAUUUUAAUGCUUGAGCAGUAGUUUUAUCCUUAGGAUUAAAAGGUUUACGACUUGAAGUUGGAUGAAACUGAUCAUAAAGACAACGAAUCUUUUCUUUCAGAUCAUGAUGAAGUAUAGCCAGAGAAAUAAACUAAGGAAAUGUCGUUUAUGGGAACUAACUAGAAUUAGAUGAUGAGAAGAACCUCUCAUAAGGAGGAUGAAUCAGAAUUGUCAUCAUUUAACGAUAGUGCACUCGAUCCUAGCAUAAAUAGGGAAAAGAAGAUAGAUUUUCUGGAAGAAAUGGAAGAACUAGACAAUCAUCAUGAACGAAUGAACUAUGUGAGUAAUACUAAGUUAUCCUAUCAGCAUUAGUUUAUGAAAUUUAAGCCCAAAGAGGUUGAUCAAGUUUUGUCAAAAGUAAGCAAGAAGAGAUUAGAAUUUAGAGAAAGUCUUAAGAAUUAAUACAAGAGAAUGUAGAUUUUAAACAGCAAGCAGAUUAGUAAUGUGCUCUAGACCUCUAAAAAUGACGAUAGCACUCCAAAUCAAUUAUUGGAAAGUUAAGUAACUUUGAAGAAGACCAUUAUUAACAUGGAAGAAAAGUAAUCAGUUUAUUUGAUUUCUCUUUGGAGACUUAACUAGGGAAAACUUCCAAUAAUGUUUACCAAUGUGGAAAUUACUUCAAAAAACCAAUUUUCUAUAUUUGAUAAUGCAUUAUUCUACAGCCAUGAUGGUCACUAUGUAUUUUUCCUUGUCGAAAAUUUAAAUGGUAUUAUUGAAAAGCUAGUAAUACUCAACUCACUAGAUUUAUCUAUGCCUGAGCAAAAUGAAUUUGAUCUGACUCAAUUCUAAAUAAAGAGUGAAGAUAUCUCUGACUACCCAUCACUUAUAUGGGGGCAUAAAGACUCACUUAAUUUAGAUUAUGCCAGAUAAACAAGUAGAAUGACCACUGAAAUAUUUAGUUUCUCUUCCUAAUAUCACCUCUAUCUAUAACACAAUGGAUUCGCUAACUUUUAUACAAGCUUUAGUCUAAAAGAUAUUUAGCCAUUGCUAAGAGCCCCAAUGCUUAAGAAAAAUGGGGAUCUGAAAAAAAUGACUCUAGUAGUGAAGAAAAAUCAUAUUCAAGAUCCCUACAAUUCAUCAAUCAAAAUAUAUAAGCUAACUUUUGAUAGUGCAAGAUCAAAGAUAGCUAUUACUGGAGCUCUGACAUUUACUGAUGAAACAUAUUAUGAGCAAACAAUUAGUCACGAUGAUUUAGGCUCCUAGAUUAUUGAAGCUUUUUCUACAAAAAAUUCUUAGUAAAUAUUAAUAGUAGCAGAUCAUUUUUCAAAUGAUGAUGGAGCAAGUACUAAUAACGUAAAUGAAUAAGAAACUAGAAAAGCACUUUUGUUUCUAGAGUUUUAUGAGGGAGAAUAAUAAAUAAAGAGAUAAGAAAAUUAUUUUGAAAAAUUUAACAAUCGCGAUGAUUCUAUUGCUGAAGAGUAGUCAAUAGAAAAUAUGAACAUAAAAUAAAAUAAACAGCAUUAAUAUUCUGACCCCUCAUCAAUCUGGACAUUUCGUGAGCCAUAAAUUUCCAAAAAUAUGUAACUAAUAGAGGAUAUCACUGUUCUAUUAUUUAAUGAGUAAUAAUAGACUACAGUUGCAAUCAAAGCCUCAGAUAUUAUUAGCAAAGGUUAAGAGAUUUUUCCAAAAAAAGUUAUUGAAAUAAAUAUAUUGCCUUAAAAGAAAGUAAAUGGUGAAAUUGAACUUUCUAAUUACAACUGUUUUGAUAUUAUCGUUGAUUAAUUUAGCAGGCUUUUGACAACAGGAUUUCAUCAUUCAAUGUACGACCAGAUGUGGCAUAGUGAGUUUAAACUUGAUGAGCGUAAACUAAAUAAGUUUUUAUUUUCUAAUCUAGAUUUCUUAGCUUUUGUCGAACUCUAUCAAGGUUCAGUAACUAUAAACGGGUAGAAAAUCUACAGAUGCCAGGCAUGUUUCUUCCUUACAAUAAAUGAAAAUUGCAAAGUUAGAUUGAAUUUUAUUAAACUACCUGUUUACUAAGAAUGCAAGUCAUCCCUAGGUGACUGUAAAAAAAACUUUCAUCUGUCAAGAUUAAAAUCAGAAUUCUCAAUUGAUUUCACUUAGAUUAAUAGAGAUAAACUUAUUAAAGUGGUUUUAUGCAACUUGAAUAGUCCAGGCAAAUCCUAAGAUAUUUUGAUACUAAUCCUUUAAUAUGAUAAUGAGAUUCUAAUAAGACCUUUGAAUUCCAAUAUGUUUCACGAUUAGUUUACCACAGGAUCAAGUGUUCCUAUGAUACAGUAAAAUGGAUAGAUAAAGGACUCCUAUGAGCUAGUGCAAAUGUUUGUGCUAACACAAGAUAAUAACAAUUAGUAAAAUAUAAAUUUAAUGACUCUAUAACCAAAUUAACUGCCAAAGCUUGAAUCUGUCUUUGAUUUGAAAUCAUCUUCAGUAAAAAGCAUUCAGAGAUUUGAGGAUUUCUUAUUAACAUUGGAUUAAAAUUUACAUAUAAAAAGGUAUAAAUACUCUUGUAGAACAGGAAAAUUAAGAAUGUUUAAAGACUCUGAAUUGAGUGAAGAGGCUUAAACAAUUUUACAAUUCUAUAAUUAUGAUCCCUAACAUAUAGUCAUGUCUGAUGCAGAAGCAUAUAUUGGUCCACAGUUUUAUUAGAGCUACUUUAAUCAAAAUCAAGCUAAAGAUUCAAACUUUUAAUUCGAAUAGUUCAGACAAAAAAAUAUUGACAAGCUACACUCAUCAAACCUUUACUUGGGUCCAAUAAUUAGCUAAGAUGAUUCGAUGAUCCUUUUCUUAAGUGCUUAACUCGAUAAAAAUGCUACAUCUCCCUCUGGUGAAUAGUCAACACUUAAAAAAUCAUUAAUCAGAAAAUCUAAAAGAGAAAGUGUAGAUUUUACCAAAUUUAAUUCGAAAUUCUAAUAAAGGCAUAAGACAAUAUAAUAAAAUCAUAAAACCGUUGGUUUAAAUGCAUAGUAAAAUAUUCGAGAAAGUCAAACUCAAAAAUUUGUUGAUAAGUUUGAUGAAAAUGAUCCUUUGGAAUAUUUAGACAUUAGACAAAUAAUAAUUCACGAAAAGAAGAAAAGUAAUGUACAGAUUAAACUUCCAAAAUAGGAAUCGAAUGUUUAUCCUGAUGAUGACUAUAGGAUUAAAUUUGAAAUUUUAUGUAUUCCGUUUCUGGCUCACAAAACAUUACAAAUUCUACAUAAAGAUAACUAUUUAGUUGAGCAAGUAAAGUUUAGUACAUUUACCUCUAAUGACGAUAUUUUUAUUCAAAUUGGAAAGUAGUUUUAUACUUUUGAUCCUUAUGGAAAUCCAUUGAAAACCAUCAUAUCCCCUGCUGACGAUGAAACGUUAAAAAAUCCUUAAUUAGAAAUGAUAAGAGUAAGCAAAACAUAGAAAAAUGAUGAUGGGUUGACUUUUCUUUUUACUGAUCAUAAGAGGUUUUAUUUAUUUAACCUGCUAAUUGACUCUUCAUUAUAUCACUUUAGAAGGAUCAAAGAUAUUCAAUGUCUAAAGCCAACUGGUUUUAGGGACUAUUUUUUUGAAGGGAAAUAAGAUGUAAGAGGAUAGAUAUUUUAAGUUUUAAUUGAACCUGAAUUUGAGAUUUCGGUCGCAAGUGAUCAACAUAUGUAGCCAUAAAUUAAAAUCUUGAUAGAUGAAUAAAGAUGUUAGAUGCUAGAGGAAAAAUUCUCAGAUAUUCUCUUCGGUAAUAAUUAAAUAGAUAGCAAUCUACAAACAGCCCAAGAUCGAGACUAGGAAUAUAAAAAUGUUAGCCUUGAGGAAAUUAAAGAACAAUAUGAUCUCAAACCAAUUUUAGAAGCCCCAUAAUUGAGAUAUGAUUUCGAACUGAUUCAUCACAAAUAUUUAAUUCUUAAAGCUGGAACUGAUAUCUACUUCUAUAACUUUGUCUCAGCAGAUAAACAGCCUAAUUAAAUAAGAAAGAUAAAUUUAGAAUUAAGAUCUGGAGUAAUUACUUAGAUUUUACAAACAUAAAAGAUAGAUUUACUUUAGUUUGCUUAUGUUCAGUAUUGCCCAACUAAAUAUACCUUUAUUGUCACUUGGGAUUUAGAAACUAAUACUGAGCAUAGUAUGAUUGAAUUUCCAGUUAAUAUUUAAAAGCCUUAGCAAGUUUAGCUUAUUAAAGGUAAUUCAGAAAGAUUAAAUUAUUAUGUUCCUAGCAAGGAAUCAUGCAUUUAUGACUUAAGAUUCAAUUUCCCUCUCAAUUACUUUAAUGGCUUGAGUGCUUGCUUAAAGUUACAAAUGAAACAUUUAGAUGAAAAAACAAAGACUUAAACUUUUAUUAAUAAGAGAACCUCCUAAUUUAGGAUUAGAUCAGAUAAAUAGCCUUAAAUGAAUGAAUUGAAAUUUGGAUCUUUUAACACUAAAAUGCUUGGAAUAAGUAAAUAGUAAUUUGCAACUCUGUAGCUGACUUACUCCUAUCUUGACUUGUAGUAUCUAGAAUAUUUAAUGACAACUUUAAACUCUUAAAAAAUUAAAGAUGAUGGAAAUGACCUAAAAUAUUUGCUCUUAAGGUUCUUAAAAUUCAGAUUGCCUAAUGGAAAUAAUAUACUGCAUCUUAUGGCAACCAAUGAAGAAUUUCUCCAAAUUUUCAUCAAGGAUGUUGAAUACCUAAUAAAUGAGUUAGAUUACAAGGAGACAGAACAAUUUUUUUUCUUGGCUGUUUAUCCAAAUAAUACGGGUGAUACUCCUUUAGAUUUUGCUAUUCAUGAUCACACUCCAAGAUGUAUUGAGCUAAUUUUAGAUAUGCUAGCUUCGAAACCUAAAUAUAAUUACUCUUGA
Molecule: messenger RNA, 4920 nt
Organism: Stylonychia lemnae
Lineage: Eukaryota; Ciliophora; Spirotrichea; Sporadotrichida; Oxytrichidae
Source: the annotation of a GenBank genome assembly